Anarrhichthys ocellatus (wolf-eel) is the source of this 7434-nucleotide messenger RNA. It is a transcript of the gene irx5a, whose product is annotated as iroquois homeobox 5a. Lineage: Eukaryota; Metazoa; Chordata; Actinopteri; Perciformes; Anarhichadidae. The record is from RefSeq and is a predicted model, not a curated record. Gene Ontology annotation, biological process: cell development; neuron differentiation; regulation of transcription by RNA polymerase II. The coding region runs from base 441 to 1811 and encodes 456 amino acids. Gene Ontology annotation, cellular component: nucleus. The transcript has 3 exons. Gene Ontology annotation, molecular function: RNA polymerase II cis-regulatory region sequence-specific DNA binding; DNA-binding transcription factor activity, RNA polymerase II-specific.
CUUUUCCUUCGGUGACUACACCCCGAGAGGAGGAGCAUAGUAAGCGUCAGGAUCCUCAAUUUUUCAACUUAGCAUCUUGGCAGGACAUUUUCCCAAGCAAACCCCCCGUCCGACGGGUAAAAAAAAAAACUUCUGCGCGGGCAUGAGAGCGAGGGUUCAACUCAGAUAAGGAAGCAACAGAAAAACAAAACGAGACAAAACAGCCGACGGACAGUGGCUGGCUGGCCGGCAGCGACCAAAAUAUUCCACCCAACACCUAAGCCUCUCUUUAUUUAAUCACUUUUACUUUUUUUCCCCUUCACCAUUGUCAUUUAGAAGGAGGAGGGGGGCAGGCAGCUGGUCUGCAGACACACGGCUCUAUGCGCUCCGACAGCAGCGCAUGAGAAAAUAAAGGGAGGAAAGUGCGCAAGUUAAGUGGCUUAGACUCUCCGGGCUCCAGCAUGGCGUAUCCUCAGGGCUACUUGUACCAGCCGUCUGCGUCUCUAGCCCUGUAUUCAUGCCCUGCGUACAGCACCAGCAUGAUAUCGGGACCCAGAACCGAGGAACUUGGGAGAUCCUCUUCGGGAUCUGCUUUUGCGCCCUAUGCCGGAUCUACCGCGUUCACCAGCGCCUCGCCAGGCUACAACUCCCACUUGCCAUACAGUGCGGACGCGGCAGCGGCUGCCACAUUCACCUCGUACGUGGUGAGUAAACUAAAGGGUUCUCCCUAUGACCACACCACGGGCAUGGCCGGCUCAAUAGGAUACCACCCUUAUGCAUCACCCUUGGGCACCUACUAUGGUGACCCAGCAUAUCGUAAAAACGCAACCCGGGACGCCACCGCCACCCUGAAGGCCUGGCUCGGCGAGCACCGCAAGAACCCCUACCCGACCAAGGGAGAGAAGAUCAUGCUGGCCAUCAUCACUAAGAUGACCCUCACCCAGGUGUCCACCUGGUUCGCCAACGCCAGGAGGAGGCUAAAGAAGGAGAACAAGAUGACCUGGACCCCUCGGAACCGGAGCGAGGAUGAGGAGGAAGACGAGAAUAUUGAUUUGGAGAAAAACGACGACGACGAGCCAAACAAGCCCACAGACAAGGGAGACUCCACAGACACCGAAGCAGAUCAUAAACUGCUGAACCCAGGGGACAUAGGCUGUGACAGAUUUAAAGAGGAGAACCAUGGCAAAGACCCGGAUCCCCUUCUGAGCGACUCGGAGUUAAAAGACCAGGAGGAGCGGACUACAGAGUUGCUGCCGGAUUCCGCAAAACCAACCACUUCGUCUCCCUCGGCGGUGCCCCGAGGGAACCAGGCCGCUGCGCAGCAAGACAAGCCGUCAGAUUUGAGCCAUGCGCCGGGUACGGUGACCAGCAACGUGACCUCUGUUAUCCACUCGCCCCCUUCGGCCCCGAAACCCAAACUCUGGUCCCUUGCCGAGAUCGCCACGUCCUCAGACAGGUGUAAGGGCAGCGGAGAGGCGCCACAGGCUUGCCCCGGUUUGGGUCAGAGCGCAGCAAUGGGCACCAACGCGUCUCCAUCACGGUCCUCCCCUCAUUGCCCGCUCCCCAACAGCACGGUCCUAUCCAGGCCUCUGUACUACACCUCCCCCUUCUACCCCGGCUACACGAACUAUGGGGGCAGUUUUGGACAUCUUCACAGUAACCACGGCUCGGUAACCACGGGCUCCACGGCACAUUUCAAUGGAUUAAACCAGACUGUGUUAAAUAGAGCAGAGGCUUUGGUAAGGGAGAGCCAGAAAGUCAGAAGCCAAACGCAGAUAGAUCUUUGUAAAGACUCCCCUUAUGAACUAAAGAAAGGUAUGUCAAACAUUUAAUACCUGAUUAUUUUCCACUCAGUGCGGACUUUUAUUUAUUUUCUUUGUGGUUGCAUUAAAAAACGAAAAGAAAAAAGGACAAUGAUGAAGCAAAUUCUGAGAACAUGUUAUUUUCAGAGCAAAUGCUUAUCUUCAAAGAUUUAGUUUCUGAAUGGUUAAUCCUAAAGUGUAAAGAGAAUGGUCUUAAUCGCUGCAGCCGCCUAAGUCUAUUUGUAUUAAAGACUAACAUGUAUAUUUAAUGUAGCAUUUUUGUAUUUAAAAUGGACAACACACUAUCUUUGAAGUAAAUUAUGGAAAGAAAAUAUAUGCUUGUGCAGCGAUUAUUUUUGGUGAGCCAUUGGCUUUGCCUGACAUGUGUCAAAAGUGCUUCAAGGCCAAUUUAUCUACACGAAAUAUGAAUUCAAUUUUGCACCGUGACAGAUGUUUCUAUGGUAAACCAUUUUGGUAGUGAGAGCUCUGACAAACUGAAAGUAAAGGCCUACAUUCAGCAUAAAGAUGUUGGAAUAUCUAAACAAUAAAAGGGUUCAGUUUCAUUUUGGGUCGUGCAAAUAUUCAUAGUUUUUUUUUUUGUGACUGAAAAAUGUUGGAAACAACACAGAAGUACAUUUUGGUCAAUGGCUUAUCACCAUUUAAUUUUUUCUUUGAAUACAACGAGGCCCUCUUUUUACUUGAGCAUGAUUCUAAAAGUGGAUAUUGAUAUAAUAACAACACCGAGGCGCAGUCAUUUAACCCAAUUACCUAUCGUGUUUUAUGCAGAGCAAUCAGGUGGUGAACUCCGGUAAUGAGCUCGAUUUUAUGCCAAAUUUAGAGCUCAUUACUAUUUUCCAAGGCGUGGCAAAGCUGUUAAAAGGGACGCGACCAUGCAUUUAGAACAUACUGGCCUAUUAUAUAUCAUUAAUGGAGAGUCUCUUUAAUGGCGCGUUAGAUGUGACACACUGGUGUUUGGAGGAAAGGGAGAAAGCUGUCAUGCACACAUGCAGAGACAGACCGAUUACACUGUGCAGCCGGUAGCCAGGCGCUGUCCUCUAACUCUUCCAACUUCUGCAGGUAGGUGUCACACUUGCUCCUAAUUUCAGGGGGACUCUUUGUUAAUCCGUCACGGAAACCCAUCCCUGAUCAAAUGGCCUGGUUAAAAGGAAGUGGAGCCAAUGGGGCACACACAAUGAUCACAGUUAUUACGAGGAUUAUAGCAACUUUGACAAGUGGAUAAAAAAAGCACAAAUUACAUACUUGACCGACAUGCAGAACAAAAAAAAACCAGAAGGGUAUUUCCGAGGCAAACUGAAGAAAGAGAGGUGCUUUUUUUUUGUUGCUGAUUUAUUAAUGCUGGAUUUAUACAUUCAACGAAAGAAAAAUAAAACUAAACAACAAUUUACUGUGAUUAUUAUGAGGAUCACUAUUGCUAUUAUCAAAUAUUUUGAGGCAUUCUCAAAAAAGGAAGAGAUUUGGGCCACUAAAAUGUAUAGGCCUAUUUUUCUUUUUUAUUAUUUGACCUGACAUUUCUGACUAACAUUCGUUUAUUCUGUGGUUUUUACAGUGUAAUUCAAACGGCACAGAAUUAUUAUUACCAUUAUCAUUAUUAUUAUUAUUAUUAUUAUUAUUAUUAUUAUUAAUGUUGUUAUUGUUGACCUCCACUGAAGUGGGACAGCAUGCUCUUGUUUAUGGCUGCCAUUAAUCUCCAUAGUUUACUUUCCCCUUCUCCAAUUUGAAAUCUCCCCUGAGGUUUAUAUAAUUCCCUUAGCCUUAAUGUCCUCUACUCGGGCCCUCUAUUUUAAUCUGACAGAGUGUGCUGGAGCAGUGAUUGCGACACAUCAGCCGGCUAAAUAGCAUAAUUAUGUUUUUUCUUUGCUGGUCCCCUGAGGAUUGAACUGUUCGAUGCAAUGUCCCCUCAGAGAGUAUUAAGAGUUUUAUUAGAUAUCGCGUCGAUUUCUCAGAAUUGAUUGAAGAAGUAACAUUUCACAGGGACAAUAUACACACGAUUCCUGCGGUGUAAAUCAUCUGUGUGGGAAUAGGUAAACACUGUGAAUUGUGUCGUGUGUGUGUGUGUGUGUGCGUGUGUGUGUGUGUGUGUGUGUGUGUGUGUGUGUGUGUUUGUGUGUGUGUGGUGGAGGGGGUGUGGGGUUACAACGGUGCAAACCAAACGCAGAGCCGGGUGAUGGAGUCAUUCCGAUUAACUUUCUUAAUUUAAAAAUACACGGGGAAUGUUCGGAGGAUGAUCUACCAAACUAUCCCGAACAGGGAACAGGAAAAGACAUGCCUGACGAUCCUCUCACUAUUGAAACCGCCUUAAAAAUAAAUCAGACCACUUUUUUAUACUGCUUUUAUGCUGUAGAUAUUUUAUUUUUUUUAUACAUAUUAUAGGUUAUCAUAUAUUUGUUUUUCUCCCAAGCAUGUCCACAUUUACCAUUCAGCUCUGUCUCCCCAACUGCUGUUUAUCAAAAUGCACAAGACAUAUAUGCUCCUGAAGAGUCUGCAUUGAGUAUCUGCACUGUAAUUAGCCUAUUUAUUAUUAUUAUUACUAUUAAUAUCAUUAUUAUCAUUAUGUUUAAAGGAAGUAUUUCAAUCAUAUAUUGUAUUUCCAUAGCAUAUAUCGACAGCUUAUCUGAUGUCACUGUAUUUCAGCUCAACAUGGUCACUAUAUAGGACAUAUCGUGUAAAAAAAAAUCUCACUAAUUAAAAUAUAGGAUAUAUAUUUGAUCGUUGAUUAUACUUAUUCUAUUUCUGGGCGUGAUGAAAGCCAGUCAAUUAACCCCAUGAUUACUUGGAGGAGCGGAGCGAGAGGAUGUGCAACCCUUCAUCAGAGGCAUGGUAUAGCCUGCAGGGGAGAUGCUCCCUGCAACUUAAUACAACUUGGUCCCUGGCUUCCCCUGCGCUUGAAUGGCGUGUCGGUUCAUUGUUGGGAUUGCUACAUUGUGAGAAUACUAAGUAGGGGUGAAACCGUUCCCACGUGUGGAAAUGGGGGAAAUAAUCCGACAAGAGAAGAAGCAGAAGAGAAAAGAGGAGGAUAAGGUCUGUACCCUUCACUCCGACUUUGUUACUGUUGAGCGUUCAGACGCACAAUCCGGGGUGUUUGGGAAAAAAUGCUUCUUAUUACUCUCGUCAUAUCAAUUAAACAUUUUUUUUUCUUCUUCUCCAAAACUGGAAAUAAAGGCCAUUGGAUAGGCUACGUGAAUCCUAAAGGCCGCGACUCACGGUUUAUUUAAAUUGAACUAUUAGGCUAAAUACUCAUGCUUACACGCGAACGAGUAAAAUGUACCUUUUUUUGCCAAUCGAAAAAAAUGCAUAAUUAGUAUUUGCAUAUUGCUCUAUCAAUAGAGACACACAGUAAAACUAUCGUAUUCUUUGUCGGAACACCAGCAACAGCUUCUCCGUCGGUUUGUGUUUACUCUAAAAGUAGAUACGACAGUGUUGGUGUCAUCGGGGAGACUUUCAGUGGUGACUGAAAAUAGUGCUAAUAUAAGACUAAUGAAUAACAAGAGUAAACCGUGGUUUCUUGUUUGUUUGAGAAUAAUAAAUCACUUUAUUAUUGUAAUUAUCUUGGCAUCCUGUUGUACAUUCAUCACAGGUAUUAUUGGCGUUGGAUCAACCACUAAAAUAUGUGUUUUCCUAUAAUAGAAGUUUACAAUUCUUCAGGCAUAAAAAAAAAACAUAAGCACUGGCCGAACUAAAGCAUACGUAUUUUAGAGGAGAGCACGUGCCAUUAAAUUGUUUAUAUUAAAUGCCAUUUGCCUGGUGACCCAGUGGGUCCCGGUUUACCCAAAGUGCAAGCCUGAAAUAUGUUUGGCAAGAGAUUCGCUGCAGGGGCAGACUUGUGAAGAAACUUGGAGCUGUGGACCAAACAGAUUAGACACCUGCCACUGGACAGCUCUGUGCACGCCUCUCAAAUGCUACUGUGUCAGACCACAAGGUGAAACCCAAACCUGCUGAUAAACACACUCCCAAUAUCACUGAGGGGAUUACUCUGCGGACCAAUGCGGUGCGUCCGUAUAAACAGCCCGCUGAUAAAGAGCCCGUCUACAUGGCACUCAUACGUAUACGAGUUGGGGUCAAAUUUAGCUCAAAUGUGUAAAAAGACACCAGCUGUACUUGACCCGAACAGGGUGUGUGUGAGAUCAGCAACACGGUUGUGGCCUAAUGCGGUAGAAAUAAAUGGAGGGUGUUUUUUUUUUGUUUUAUUUUAUUUAUUCAGAAACGGGGUUCGCUUAUAUCUGGGACUGAAAUGCAGUUGGCUGUUGAGAUAUUUCUUUCCCCUGGAUUUUCACUUUUCCUCUUCAAAAAUAGCCCUCAACUUCAAAAGGAAACAAAAUAUCACUGUGAUGCUUUACUGGGACCCGCUGUGCAUCUGAUGCAGACUUGUAUUUCUAAAGCAUAUGCAGUAUAUUCUAUAGUGCUGCAAUAAUACCAUUAUAACAAAUUGUAUAUUUGGCUCUGAGUUUUUCAGUCCCUGCAUGAUGUGUCACUAGAAUAUGAGCGAUGAGUUCUUUUUCAUUAAGUUCUAAAUGUAAAGAAGUGAGCGACUCUUCUUUAGUGAGGAGUUCAGGAACUGCUCAUGGCUAUUUAAUCAUCAUCAUUUCCUAAAUGAGAAGGGUAAUUGAGGACACAAUAUCUCAGCUUUAGUCUUCUGGUAAGACUGAACACGAGACUUGAGUUGACAGGAUGUGAGUCGUGUCUGGGCCUAACAACUUGUAAAACAGAUUCAAUUUUACUUUGAAUCAAACAACUGACGACUGAAAUGUGUGCGUCCACCUAUACCUUGUGGAAUCCUGAAAGAAAAAAGAAAAAAAAGUCACGUCAAGGUAACUUGAGUCUCAAGCCUUUGGCACCACCAGCGUUCAUGUUAAGUGGAGUUAUAAAACGGUCUUGAACACCCUUUAAAGCGACCCAGAUAAGGUGACAGAGAGUGAUUUACCACUGUUUUUUUGCACUUCAUGGACUGUUUUUCUAUUUCUCCGUGGAGUUCCUCUGGGAGAGAUUACAUGUGUAAUUUUCAGCUGUGAGAUGGUUUAAGUGUCCCCCCCCCCCAACAUAAAUACAACAUUUCUAUGAAGAAGGGGAAAAAAGGUGGGGGGAAAAAACACUAACGAAGAGUGAUGAACUAUGAAGUCCUAGGAGGCCAGGGGUUGAGGUUGGGAGAAUUGAGGCAUUAGGGUCCAGUGGCAAAUAUAAAUCUAUUUAGGUAUGCUUGGAUUAUCAAAUUGUGUUCAUAAUGCAAAACCAAAAUUAAAAAAACUGAUUAUUUUUUAAAAAGGUCAUAGUUUUAAUUCAAGGAUGGAUACAAUUAUACAAUCAGCCUAAAUUAUCCCAAAAAUGUUUCAAGGACGCAGACAAGUUGUCUAUCUCUAAUGUAGAAAUGACAUAACACAAACAAAUACCCACAGAGCGCUACUCUGCGAGCACCUUGACUCCUUGAGAGGAGCGGCUCAUUGACCAAUCUGCUCUGACAGCAGUGUGGCGUGAGCCUCUGACCCUCUGACUGCAAAGGGUCUGUGUUCAGUGGCCAUGUAAGGGCUCCCCGGCGCUCACACUAAGGCGGUGUGGGGGGGAGGGGGGGGUUCUGCCCUGCUCUGGAGAAGGCGACGUGUGCACACACGGACAGACAUUAAAAACACAUACAUGCGCAGGA